AUUCCACGGUAUUGCUCCUAUAUUGAGCGAGAAAUAAUAACGCUAAGAGAGAAAUGGCUGAUACUAAAUUGUACGAUUUAUUAGGAGUAUCAAGGCAUGCUUCUGACACUGAAAUUAAAAAGGCAUAUAGAAAAUUAGCCAAGAAUAUACCCUGAUAAAAUCCUACUGAAGGAGAAAAAUUUAAAGAAAUUUCUUUUGCAUAUGAAGUGUUAUCUGAUCCUAAAAAACGAGAGAUUUAUGAUCGUCAAGGCAUUAAAGGACUACAGGGAGGAGCAGAUGCUAGCAGCAUGGCAGCAGAUGAUUUGUUCAGCCAGUUGUUUGGUGGAAACCUUUUUGGUAUGGGAGGCAUGGGAGGAGGAAGACGACGGAAAAGAGGCGAAGAUACUGUUUAUCCACUGAAGGUUACUUUGGAGGAUUUGUACAAUGGGAAGACAUCUAAGCUAAAUCUAAAUAAGACUGUCAUCUGUAAAGCCUGUGAAGGAUUAGGUGGUCGACCUGGAGCUGUGAACAGAUGUACCACUUGUCAAGGUCGUGGUAUAAAAGUUACAUACAGGCAGUUGGGGCCUGGCAUGGUACAGCACAUGCAGACAUCUUGUACAGACUGUGGUGGUGAAGGAGAAGUAUUAAAUGAGCGAGAUAGAUGCAAAGUAUGUAAAGGAAAGAAAAUUGUUAAUGAAACUAAGCGUUUAGAAGUUCAUGUUGAUAAAGGGAUGCAAGAAAAUCAGAAGAUAUAUUUUAGAGGGGAUGGAAACCAGCAGCCUGGAGUAGAACCUGGUGAUGUAAUAAUUAUCUUGCAGCAAAUGCCUCAUGAGCGCUUUCAGAGGGAGGGUCCAGAUUUGUAUAUGUCUCACACUUUAACUCUCACUGAAGCUUUGUGUGGUUUCUGCAUGGUAAUCAAACAUUUGGAUGGUAGGAGUAUUGUUGUCAAGCAUGCACCUGGAGAAGUUAUUGAACCAGGUAACAUUUAA
This is a messenger RNA of Stegodyphus dumicola, 968 nucleotides long. RefSeq names its product dnaJ homolog subfamily A member 2-like. Gene Ontology annotation, molecular function: ATP binding; Hsp70 protein binding. Gene Ontology annotation, biological process: response to heat; protein folding. Lineage: Eukaryota; Metazoa; Arthropoda; Arachnida; Araneae; Eresidae. The record is from RefSeq and is a predicted model, not a curated record.